This is a messenger RNA of Laccaria bicolor S238N-H82, 1125 nucleotides long. RefSeq lists its product as uncharacterized. Gene Ontology annotation, molecular function: zinc ion binding; protein binding; ubiquitin-protein transferase activity. Gene Ontology annotation, biological process: protein monoubiquitination; protein import into peroxisome matrix. The coding region runs from base 1 to 1125 and encodes 374 amino acids. The record is from RefSeq and is a predicted model, not a curated record. The transcript is spliced from 6 exons. NCBI's taxonomy places the organism in Eukaryota, Fungi, Basidiomycota, Agaricomycetes, Agaricales, Hydnangiaceae. Gene Ontology annotation, cellular component: peroxisomal importomer complex; peroxisomal membrane.
AUGGAGUUCUUCAAUGACGUUGGAGAAGACCCCCUUAAACCGUCAUUAUUUGAACUCAUUGCGCAGGAGCAGUUGAAGGACCUUCUACAGCCUGCUUUGAAGUAUGUUUUGGCGGUCUUUGCACAACGGUAUCCCCGUUAUUUGUUACGCAUCGUCAACCGGCACGAGGAGUUUUAUGCCGUCAUUAUGUUCAUCGUCGAGAGACAUUACUUGAAGAAGCACAACGCGUCUUUCUCAGAAAAUUUCUAUGGACUAAAACGCCGCCGUAGACCGUACAUCGAAGCCGAGAAAACAAAGGUUGCUGUUGGGGGCAUACCAAGUGGGGAAAGUCUGCGGAGUCAGGAGAUUUGGCGUUGCCUCCUCUUUCUUGUCGGUGUACCCUACGUCAGGGCGAAAGCGCAAGAUUAUUUUGAAGAAUUGGGAGGGGGCGUUGCAGCUGAUAUCCUGGACAGCGAGGUGGAUGGUCGACAAAUACGUGAAACUACAGAUCAAGUAUUGAAAUUGAAUUCUCUACUGGAAAAAUUCCGUCGAGGGUUUAAAGCUGUCUACCCGUGGAUUAAUGCCGGGUUUGAAGGAUGGUUGCUGCUCUGGAACGUUGCAUAUCUCUUUGAUCAACGUCCAGUUCAUCGGCCGUGGUUAUCCUGGAUAGGCCUAGAUAUACGACGCCUCGGGGUUGAUGAUUUUGUAAGCUCCCGUUUUACGAAGAAAACGUUACCCGUAAGCGUCCUCGGACGAAUAGCACGCUUGCGACGUUCAAUAUUUGCAUUGUCACGGCUCCUCCUGGAAUCCCUUCGAUUCGCCCUCCCUACUGCCAUCUUCUUCAUCAAGUUCUUGGAGUGGUGGUACUCACCUGGGUCACCUGCACGAUCAUUAUCGACUUCUCCCCUUGGUCCUGCGGUCCCGCCGCCUCGUUUACUUCAACCUCAUCCACAAGGAAUUCCAUUUGACAAAAAGGCAUUUGGGAUGUGUCCGGUCUGCCAGAACGGCAUCAAUAACGCAACCGCAUUGCCGUCAGGGUAUGUGUUCUGUUACCGGUGUGCAUAUGACCAGGUCGAGAAAUGCGGGAGAUGUCCGGUGACCCUUCUUCCAGCACGAGUCUGGCAACUAAGAAAAGUGCUGGUCUAG